This is a messenger RNA of Aureobasidium namibiae CBS 147.97, 873 nucleotides long. RefSeq lists its product as uncharacterized. The record is from RefSeq and is a predicted model, not a curated record. The coding region runs from base 1 to 873 and encodes 290 amino acids. NCBI's taxonomy places the organism in Eukaryota, Fungi, Ascomycota, Dothideomycetes, Dothideales, Saccotheciaceae. The transcript is spliced from 4 exons.
AUGUUUUCAACAUCACGAGUCGUCAUUGUGGCUCUGGCCCUGGUGACCAUCAUCUGUUUCUACUACCAAAUUUCGGAUCUCCCGCUCGUCAAGAACGUACUACAACAGACACCGCAGGACGAAAAGUAUACUUCAGUGAUACUUGCAUCAGGAGAUGAUUCCUCAAGUCGAUCGGCUCCUGGGUUCCAGACAUCUCACACAGUCGUCAUCCCAGAGAGCAGUCAGCCAGAGGACACUGUGGUUAUGGGUGCUCUCUCGACUGACAACGUGGCCUGGGCGACAACGAAGCUCAAUGGGUGGGACGCUUUCGUGUAUACCGUGGACAACACCACGAUGCCAAUGCAUACAGAUCGCAACAAAGGCAAGGAAGCAAACGCCUACCUGACUUACAUCAUCCAAAACCUCGACUCGCUUCCGUCAACAAUCGCGUUCGUACAUUCACAUGAGUUCGGCUUCUCGAAAGCAUGGCACACAGAUGCCAAGGGCCACUCUAAUGUUGAGAGCCUUAACUCAUUGAACGUCAAUUUCGUCCAGAGGAAUGGCUAUGCGAACCUGAGAUGCUUGCACAAUCCCGGCUGUCCAGACGAAGUCCAACCCUUCAGAGAACCCAUGGACGAGAGCAAGACCACCGAAAUAGUGUUCGCUGCUGCUUGGCGUGAGAUAUUCAAGAACAACGACGUUCCAGAAGUCGUUGGUGUAGCUUGCUGUGCUCAGUUCGCACUUCGCAUGCACCAAUGGUUGAUGAAUACCGAAUUGGACGAUUCGACCUCAGGACGGGUUUUCGAGUACUUGUGGCAUAUCAUCUUCGGCCAGGAGUCUGUCUAUUGUCCGAGUCUAGCACAGUGUUACAAAGAUGUGUACGGCACUGAAUGA